Heterocephalus glaber (naked mole-rat) is the source of this 3604-nucleotide messenger RNA. Lineage: Eukaryota; Metazoa; Chordata; Mammalia; Rodentia; Bathyergidae. The record is from RefSeq and is a predicted model, not a curated record.
CCCCGCCUUCCCGCGGCUCAGCAUGGCCCUCUCGCUUUCACCACCGCUGCCGGUGCUGUGCCUCCUGUCCACCCCGUGGCUCCAACUAGGAAAUGCACAGGCUGCUGACAUGGUCUGGCUGCCAGGUGGGCGGUUCCUGAUGGGGACAGAUGCUCCAGAUGCCAGAGAUGGUGAAGGGCCUGUCCGGGAGGUAACAGUAAAGCCCUUUGGCAUCGACAUAUUUCCUGUCACCAAUAAAGACUUCAGGAAAUUUGUCAGGGAGAAAAAGUACCGGACGGAGGCUGAGCUCUUUGGGUGGAGCUUUGUUUUUGAGGAGUUCGUCUCCAGUGAGCUAAAAAACAAAGCAGCCCAGCAGAUGAAGCCUGUCCUCUGGUGGCUUCCAGUGGAAAGGGCAUUUUGGAGGCAGCCCACAGGUCCCGGCUCUGGCAUCCGGGACAGGCUGGAGCAGCCUGUGCUCCACGUGAGCUGGAACGACGCCCAGGCGUACUGCAGAUGGCGGGGCCGCAGGCUGCCCACCGAGGAGGAAUGGGAGUUCGCUGCCCGGGGUGGCCUGAAGGGUCAGGUUUACCCUUGGGGAAACAGGUUCCAGCCCAACCGCACCAACCUGUGGCAGGGAAAGUUCCCCAAGGGUGACAAAGCUGAGGAUGGCUUCCACGGAGUGUCCCCGGUGAACGCCUUUCCCCCGCAGAACGACUACGGUAAGGCUUCCCUCAGGGCGCUAUGGCACUCGCACGCUCUCACAGGUUGCUUGCUGGGCUGGAUCCCUGUGCCUGAUGUGGGAGGCAGAGAAAAGCACCCCCACCGCCAUUUCCCCGCAGGGCUCUUUGACCUUGUGGGCAACGUGUGGGAGUGGACCUCGUCGCCCUACCAGCCGGCUAAGCAGGACAUGCAUGUCCUCCGGGGGGCAUCCUGGAUUGACACGGCCGAUGGCUCUGCCAACCACCAGGCCCGGGUCACCACCAGAAUCAGGCAGCACUUCAUCCCGUCAUUGGAGUGUCCCACCACACAUCACGUCACUCUUCCACUCCUCAGGGUCGGGUGACAGGGAGGCCACCGAAGCCAGCAGUGUGCACGCCCAGCAUGACAGGCACGUUGUGCCUCCCUGGGACCCUGGCCCUGUGGCUCUGGGACUUGGGGAAGGAUCUGGGAAGGGUGAAAGGAUGGACGGGCAGACAGACGCACGCUACCUGGUUUCCUUCUCGCUCAAAGUGACCUUCUCAGUAAGAUAGUCAAAGAGCUCGCCCCUUUUCAUCCUGUGGGAACCAAGGGUAUGAUGCUGGCUCGGUCCCAGCCACCCUCCCCUGCCCCUGCUCCCAGGGAGCUGUGUCCUGUGCCCUAAUGUCCUACAGGCCAAGAGGGCUGCACCCCGGCAGGACCCAGUCAGGGCAAGGGGCUGCAGAGGGGAGUGGAGAAGUCAGGAAAGACUGGAAGAGAAGCAGGGGAGGCUGGAGAGUGGGGUAAGGAGUGUGGGGUCCCCAUUUGUGCAAGUGACAUCAUGGGCCGGGGCCUGUCAGGGCCCAAGUCAGAGCUGGGGUUGUAGGAGCCCUAGGACCCCAGAACGGAUCAGGAGGCCUUGAAUAUUUGUUUGUUUGUUUGGUACCAGGAUCGAACUCAGGACCUUGUGCUUGCAUGGCAGGCACUGGAACCACUGAACUAAAUCCCCGGCCCAGGACUUGAAUAUUUUGAGUUUGCCCAGGAAAACAGUAGGAGUUUACAGUGAUGUGGGGAAACUGUUUGUUCCAGCAGGAUUAUAGAGCUGUGGUUCAGGGUUCAGUCUGCUUAGCUCCUGGGAGGAGCCAGGCAGAGCUGGGCGGCAGAGUGCUCUCACGCGCCCUAGAGGGCUCCUGGGCAGCAGUAAAAAUAGCUUCCCCAGCAGCCUCCUCAAAGGUUACGGACAUCCGAGCUGUGUCUGAGUGGGGCGCAACAGCUUCGACCCAGCAGGCUGGGAAGGGUCCUAGGACAGCCUCCCUUGGCUAAAUGGACAAAGGUGUGUCCAGCGCCCACCUGUGGGGACAGCAGCAGGAUCCUAGGGCAAAGGAGCAAGUUUGUGCCCAGCGUUGGAGAGAAGCAAGAAAACUCCUGGGCUUGCUGAGUGGGGUAGCCACGGGGUCUGUUUGACACCUAGAAUUUACAGGGUGAGCCUUGUUUUAUACAAUAUUUACUAUCUUUUUAAAAGGUGACAUGUGAAUCUAGUUUUCUUUGAGACAAGUUCUCCCGUGCAAUCCAGGCUGGCCUCAAACUCAUGGAACUCCUCCUGCCUCAGCCUCCUGAGUAUUGGGGUUGGAGGUGUGCGCCAUCAUGCCGCUCCUAUGAAUCCAGUCUAUCUUUUUUUGUUUUUCUUCAGUGCUAGGGAUGGAACCCAGGGCCUUGAGUAUGCUAGUAAGUGCUCUGCCACUGGCCUAUCUCUAAAACCUGUUUUUAUCAUUUUAAUCCAUUUGAAAGGAGGAUUCACUAUUGACAUCAGCAGCAACCAAGGUUUACCAGUAAAUGUGGGCACCAUGCAAGGGACAGCAGCGGGCUCCUGUCUUCUUGGAGCUGACAGCUUAAUUGUACACAUGUGACAGGUUAAAUUGUGUCUCAGGGCCAGGUGGGCUGGCACAAGCCUAUAAUCCCAGGAGGGUGAAGGAGAGGAGGCUGAGGCAGGGGAUUACAAAUCUGAGGGCAACCUGGGCAACUGAGGGAGACCUGUCUCAAAGUAAGAAAAAAAUGGCUGGAAGUUCAAGGACAGCCUGGGCUACACAGUGAGUUCAAGCCCAGCCUGAACUACAUAACGAGACCCUGUCUCAAAACAAAACCAAAAAAGCUGACAAAUUUGGGAUUACCAAAAUGUGUCUCUCGGACAGCAGCAAGAUAGGCAGAUUCUUGUACCCCAGAUUUCAGCAGCAGGGAGAAGGGGAUUAUAUGCUAAGCCAAAGUGGCCCACAGCCAAUUAGAAUGUAUGAUGAUAAGAUUUUAUGUAUAAAUACAUUAUUACUUAAAUAUAUCAAAAAUCGUUUGUAAUAAAAUCAUUUGUAAGAUAAAAUAAAACAGUUGUAAUUCAAAAAAAAGAAAGCAGCUGGGGGUGUAACCCUGGGUUCAAUCCCCAGUACCACCACCAAAAAAAGUUGUAGCUCCUGCUGUACAAACUCAGCAAAGCCACCUGGGUGAUUUUCUCACGUAAAUCCAGCCCUUACAUUAACUGUUACAUAGGGAGAAAUUGCUCAACACAGUCCUACAACAGUGGUCCAUGUAGUGAGUAGGAGUGAAGAGUUCCCUUCCCUGGGGAGCGUUUCUAAUAAAAAUGGUGAUGGCCAGGUGUGGUGGCGCACACUUGUAAUCCCACUAUUUGGGAGGCUGAGGCAGGAGAAUCGCUGUGAGUUCGAGCCCAGCCUGGACUACACAGUGGGUUCAAGGCCAGCCUGAACUGCACAGUGAGACCCUGUCACAAAGAACCAAAAAAGGAAAAAGAAAACUAAUACUUCAAUGACCCAGCCCCUAAGUGUUGAACACAGGUUUCCAAUCCUGCCAGCUUGAGCCAAGGGGCGGCCUGACCCUCCUUGGGGGAGGACUGGUCCCGGGACUGCACUGGGCAGGAGCAGAGCACAGGCUCUCUCGAGGCCUGGGC